Odontomachus brunneus is the source of this 705-nucleotide messenger RNA. RefSeq lists its product as uncharacterized. The record is from RefSeq and is a predicted model, not a curated record. The transcript has 2 exons. The annotation marks the transcript as partial. Lineage: Eukaryota; Metazoa; Arthropoda; Insecta; Hymenoptera; Formicidae.
CUUCACGAUGUUCAUCAAGAAAACUACGAACACGACAUAAACUACACAUACGAAUUGAAUCGUUUUGUUUUUUCCUUUUUGGGUAUCUGGCCGUACGUGCGGACAAAUUUCUGGAUUCUUCAGAAGCUACAAAGGGUCCCACUGUUUUUUGUAUUCUACCUUCUUCUCUGUUCCGAUUUAAUUUCUACUCUCCUUUAUAUAUUCAUGGUGCAAAAGGAGACUCGUGCGAGGAUUAAAGUCAUCGCAGGUGUGUUAUUCACGAUUGUGUCACUCCUCAAGUAUAGCAAUUUUUUUUACCUGAAGAAUCCAAUGAAGAGUUGCAUGAUGUGUGUCGAGAAAGAUUUUCAAAGUGUCAUCAAUCCAACUGCCCGUAACACGAUGCUGUUCCACGUGAGAACCAGUAGACGUUUGUGCAUUCUGUGCAGUAUAUUUAUGUAUGGUGCUGGGUUGACAUAUCGAACGCUCAUACCGUUAACAAGAGGGAAGAUUGUCACUGCUCAGAACAUUACCAUCAGACCCUUGCCAAAUCCUGCUUACUAUAUCAGUCCGGCUUACGAUUGUGUUCUUAGUACAGUGUUUGGCGGGUCUUCUCAGGUACACGUUCACAGUGGCAGGUUGCGGCAUUGCGGCGCUCUUCACGAUGCAUGUUGUGGCGCAAUUGGACAUCUUAAUGGCGCUAAUAAACAACCUAACAAUCGAACAUGA